GAAACAAAGCCGAUGUCUCGAUGCAUCGACUAUUUAUACAUCGAGUUUCGAGUUUUCGAUGCAUCACAUCUCUAAUUGGUACAAGAAUAUAUAUAUAUAUAUUGUUUUGACGUAUCUAUUUAAUAAAUUCUCGAAAUAAUCGUCAAAAAUUGUCAAAUUGUCUAAAAAAUGGUUGUGCCGAUGCCAAAUCCCACUAAAGACUUGGUACUUAAACUUAUGGGCGAAAAGGAAAAACUUGAAUCCAGAAUAUCCGAAUAUGGUGUUAUUUUAAGAAAUAAUGACGAUGUUGGAAUGCACGGAACUUUGGUGGAUGCAGAUGGAUUUCCGCGGAACGAUAUUGAUGUUUUUCAAGUACGGCAAGCGCGCCAACAAAUAAUUUGUCUACAAAAUGAUCACAAAGCGUUAAUGAAGGAAAUUGAAAAACAAAUGCAUAAAUUACACGCAGAAGCAGCUGAGGAACGGGCACAGGGAUUAUCACACAAAGCAUCAGGGAUGCAUUUGGAAGAUGAUAGUGAGAUGUCAAAUACCAGUAAUGGGUCCUGUGCUUCGUCAACAGCGCUAGCCAUAGCCAAGGUGAAUAUGAUAAAUCCUGGCUCGCCUGCUGAAGAAGCUGGUUUAAAAGUAGGUGAUGAGCUAUUGGAAUUCGGCACAAUUAACUGCAGAAACUUUCAAAAAGAUUUAAUUCAAUUUGGCAUCAUUGUGCGCCACAUGCAAAAUCAAAGAAUUCCACUGAAAAUAAAGCGAGGAAACCAACACUUAGAGCUGAUAUUAAUACCGAAAACAUGGAGUGGUCGAGGACUCUUGGGCUGUAAUAUUGUACUUCCCGAUGUUUGAAUACUAUGCUGUUGACCAAUCAAAUAUUUUAUUUCCCUACCGGAAGAAUAUAUACUAUACUCCAACAUGUACAAUUACAUU
Rhagoletis pomonella (apple maggot) is the source of this 915-nucleotide messenger RNA. Its product is annotated as 26S proteasome non-ATPase regulatory subunit 9. The transcript has 3 exons. Gene Ontology annotation, biological process: proteasome regulatory particle assembly. NCBI's taxonomy places the organism in Eukaryota, Metazoa, Arthropoda, Insecta, Diptera, Tephritidae. Gene Ontology annotation, molecular function: protein binding. The record is from RefSeq and is a predicted model, not a curated record. Bases 169 to 834 code for a protein of 221 amino acids. Gene Ontology annotation, cellular component: nucleus; cytoplasm.